GCCCCAGGGCGGUGCCGGGCGAGGGGAAGGCGGGGCUCGCGGCGAGGAGGUCUGCUUCCGAGGCGGCGGAGGUGGUAGUGGGCCCAGCGGGUGGCCCAGGUCACCGCCCGCGCUUCGGCGGCCAUCUUGCCCGCGUCCGUCUCCAGCGGCGGGAGGGGCGGCGUACAGGCCGGAAACGUCUGUGUGGCGACACGCCACCUCCUCAGGGAGAUAGCAAGACUCUCAAGACAUGUUUAAGAAACUUCUUCUAUUUGUGAGACUCUAGUGGAUGGACCUGACUGGACUUUUUAAGGCCAUCAACAAACAUGAGCGGUACCAAGCCUGACAUUUUGUGGGCACCACACCAGGUUGAUAGAUUUGUUGUAUGUGACUCAGAAUUGAGCCUUUAUCAUGUGGAAUCGGCUGUGAAUUCAGAACUCAAAGCUGGAUCAUUACGUUUAUCUGAAGAUUCUGCAGCUACAUUACUGUCAAUAAAUUCAGAUACACCCUAUAUGAAAUGUGUUGCGUGGUAUCUCAAUUAUGAUCCUGAAUGUCUCCUAGCUGUUGGACAAGCAAAUGGUCGAGUCGUACUUACAAGUCUUGGUCAAGAUCAUAACUCUAAGUUCAAAGAUUUAAUAGGAAAAGAAUUUGUUCCAAAACAUGCUCGACAAUGCAAUACCCUUGCAUGGAAUCCACUGGAUAGUAACUGGCUUGCUGCUGGUCUAGACAAACACAGAGCUGACUUUUCAGUUCUAAUAUGGGAUAUCUGCAGCAAAUAUACUCCUGAUAUUGUUCCCAUGGAAAAAGUGAGACUUUCAGCAGGUGAAGCUGAAACAACAUUAUUAGUAACAAAACCACUGUAUGAGUUAGGGCAGAAUGAUGCUUGUCUGUCUCUUUGUUGGCUUCCACGAGACCAGAAACUUCUUCUUGCUGGCAUGCAUCGUAACCUAGCCAUAUUUGAUCUUCGGAACACAAGCCAGAAGAUGUUUGUAAAUACAAAAGCUGUUCAAGGAGUGACAGUAGACCCUUACUUCCAUGAUCGUGUUGCUUCCUUCUAUGAAGGUCAGGUUGCAAUAUGGGAUCUUAGAAAAUUUGAGAAGCCAGUUUUGACUUUGACUGAACAACCAAAGCCCUUGACAAAAGUGGCGUGGUGUCCAACUAGGACAGGCCUGCUUGCCACUUUAACAAGGGAUAGUAAUAUUAUUAGGCUGUAUGAUAUGCAGCAUACACCCACUCCCAUUGGGGAUGAAACUGAACCCACAAUAAUUGAAAGAAGUGUGCAACCUUGUGACAAUUACAUUGCUUCCUUCGCAUGGCAUCCAACAAGUCAAAAUCGAAUGAUAGUUGUGACUCCCAACCGAACAAUGUCUGACUUCACUGUAUUUGAAAGGAUAUCUCUUGCCUGGAGCCCAAUUACAUCUUUAAUGUGGGCUUGUGGUCGCCAUUUGUAUGAAUGUGCAGAAGAAGAAAGUGAUAAUUCCUUAGAAAAAGAUAUAGCAACAAAAAUGCGCCUUCGGGCUUUAUCAAGGUAUGGACUUGAUACAGAACAGGUAUGGAGAAACCAUAUUUUAGCUGGCAAUGAAGACCCACAGCUCAAGUCCCUCUGGUAUACUCUGCACUUUAUGAAGCAAUAUACAGAAGAUAUGGAUCAAAAAUCUCCAGGCAACAAAGGAUCCUUGGUUUAUGCAGGAAUUAAAUCAAUAGUAAAAUCAUCUUUGGGAACGGUAGAAAGCAGCAGACAUAAUUGGAGUGGCUUGGAUAAACAAACCGAUAUUCAGAACUUAAAUGAAGAGAGGAUUUUAGCGUUACAGCUUUGUGGGUGGAUAAAGAAAGGCACAGAUGUAGAUGUGGGGCCAUUUUUGAACUCCCUUGUGCAAGAAGGAGAAUGGGAAAGAGCUGCUGCCGUGGCUCUGUUCAACUUGGAUAUUCGGCGAGCCAUCCAGAUCCUGAAUGAAGGGGCAUCUGCAGAAAAAGGAGAUCUGAAUCUCAAUGUGGUGGCAAUGGCUUUAUCCGGGUAUACAGAUGAGAAGAACUCGCUGUGGAGGGAGAUGUGCAGCACACUACGCUUACAGCUCAACAACCCCUAUCUGUGUGUCAUGUUUGCAUUUCUGACGAGCGAAGCAGGAGCGUAUGAUGGAGUUUUGUAUGAAAACAAAGUUGCUGUACGUGACAGAGUGGCAUUUGCUUGUAAAUUCCUUGGUGAUGCUCAGUUAAAUAAAUACAUUGAAAAGCUGACCAAUGAAAUGAAAGAGGCUGGAAAUUUGGAAGGGAUCUUGCUUACUGGCCUCACUAAAGAUGGAGUGGACCUGAUGGAGAGCUAUGUGGAUAGAACUGGAGAUGUCCAAACAGCAAGCUACUGCAUGUUACAGGGUUCACCUUUAGAUGUUCUGAAAGAUGAAAGGGUCCAGUAUUGGAUUGAGAAUUAUAGAAAUUUAUUAGAUGCCUGGAGGUUUUGGCACAAAAGGGCUGAAUUUGAUAUUCAUAGGAGUAAGUUAGAUCCCAGUUCCAAGCCUUUAGCACAGGUGUUUGUGAGUUGUAAUUUUUGCGGCAAAUCAAUCUCCUACAGCUGUUCCUCUGUGCCUCAUCAGGGCAGAGGGUUUAGUCAGUAUGGUGUGAGUGGCUCACCAACAAAAUCCAAAGUCACAAGCUGCCCUGGCUGUCGGAAACCCCUUCCUCGGUGUGCACUUUGCCUCAUUAAUAUGGGAACGCCUGUUUCUAGCUGUCCUGGUGGAUCCAAAUCAGACGAAAAGGUGGACUUGAGCAAGGACAAGAAGUUAGCUCAGUUUAACAAUUGGUUUACCUGGUGUCACAAUUGUCGGCACGGUGGGCAUGCCGGACAUAUGCUAAGUUGGUUCAGGGACCAUGCAGAGUGUCCUGUAUCCGCAUGCACGUGCAAAUGUAUGCAGUUGGAUACAACAGGAAAUCUGGUGCCAGCAGAGACUGUCCAGCCAUGAAAUAUUCCACCUAAAGAGAAACCUUCAAGUGUGGAGUUUUUAGUAGAUGUCCUUCAUAGUUCAGAAAAAUACCUCAGAGCAAGUCACUCAUGACUUUCCUAUAAUGGGAAAAUAAAUCAUUCUAUCAGCUCAGCAAUUUGAUAUUUGAGUGAUUUUGACGUACUUCUCAGAGGCAAACGCAUCUGAUAUGAACAUCAGAGCAUGAAUAUUGGUGCUGUUCAGUAAGUUAAAAGUUCAAUGGAAAGAACUUUCUAGAUUUUGUCAAAAUUAUGUGUAUAGAUGGUUUUAGAAUAAAAACAGAACUUGUGCCUGCAUCUUCAAUCUGAAAUUGAUAGCUUUUGAUAAAAUCUAUACAUAUUUGAAGCCAAAUGCCAAUUCAGUGGUUCAUAUAUUAAUUUAAGCUUAUUCAUGCUUAAAUAUGCUUUCAGAGAAAAUUUUUACAUUGAGAAUUAGCUCCUGACCCACACUGGAGAAUAUAUGCAUGUGUGCAUAAGUGCACAUUCACAUUUAAGGAAUGUUCUCCCUCAUACAUAUAUAUUUUAAUAUAAAAGAUUUUGAUAUAGGUCACUCUUGUCUUCCUCAAAAACCCAAGUUAAGAGCAGGCCAGUGAGAUGGUUCAGCAUGUGCAGAGGCUUGCUGCCGCCCCUGAAGACCUAAGUACAGUCCUUGGGACCCAUGUGUUGUUAGCAGUGAUUCAGCUGACCUCCAGAAGUAUGCUGCAGAAUGGGGCAGGCAGGUGUACAUGCGCACACACAUACACACUUAGAAAAUAAAGAAUACAAAAUUUAAAACAAUGUACUUUGAAACUUUUUCCUUUCAAAAGAGAAAAAUGUGUGAAAUUUUAGGAAAACAUAACUUUUCAGUUUAAAUUUUCUCUUUACAAUGUUCUGAUUUGUCUGGAUAUCAUCUUAACUUACCAUUCUCAUCCCCACCAGGUACUUCUGAGUACGCAUUCUAUGCAAGAUCCUGUGUAGGACACCAUUUGAUGGUGCUCUCAGACCCCUUCCUGUUUUAGAGUCUCCUUUUUUUCCAAGGGAGAUUACAUGAUGUUGGCCAAAACAAGAGCAUCCCAGGGGUCUACUUUAGAUAUAAGCUGCUAAAAGUGUGUGUAUUAGGACUCUGUUUCCAUUUGUUUGUCUGCAUAACUGGGCAUAUUGAAGAGAAAAGAAUUGUACCAUGCUUCUUUGUUAAUACACUGUGUGUAAGAACUGAACUUAAUUUUGUGUUUGAAGUUACAAUUGUAGAGGAUCCUGUUCUGUAGGUUUUGGAGAGAAAUGUGAAGCUGCCCAGCAUUAAGAACAUCAUGUCAACAAUAGGCUGAUAAAAGACUUAAGAUCCAUUAGACUAGACUGAGUUGUACCCUUGCUUCCUUAAGAUCUGAUGCAGUAGGCGUAGAGAAUAACACUGGGGAAAGUGUGUAUGUGUUCUAGAUGUCAGUUGGGUGACAGUAUGCAGAUAAAAAAAUUGGGAAUAAUGACUUUUCUUUCUUACAGAAAUUGCCAUUAAGAGAUUACUGGUCUUAUAAACUUUACUGCUUUCAUUUUAUUAGGGGAUUUUCUUUAAUAUUGCCUGUUAUUUUUUUUUAAUCUUACUGUGUUCUUACCAUGAGCUUCGAAGUAAUAUCAAACUCUUAGUAUGUAUAUUUUUAUUUUUCCUAAAAGUACAAUAUAAAGCUAAUGAAAUUAUCUAAAACUUUUUGACAUAUAGUAUAAGACAUAAAUAUUAAGCCUAUAUGUAAAUACAAACUUAUUUGUAAUCAUGAUGUAUGGUGACAUUUAAAGAUUGUUCUAUUUAUUAGCUUCCUAAUAUUUCUUUUGAUCCCAACCAUAUAGUUUAUAUGAUGUCUGUUUAUCUUGCUUACAUUGUGUAUGGAAUGAAAAUAGAUUGAAAUUAAUUAUU
Molecule: messenger RNA, 4832 nt
Organism: Arvicanthis niloticus (Nile rat)
Lineage: Eukaryota; Metazoa; Chordata; Mammalia; Rodentia; Muridae
Gene: Mios
Product: meiosis regulator for oocyte development
Biological process (GO): cellular response to amino acid starvation; positive regulation of TORC1 signaling
Cellular component (GO): cytoplasm
Molecular function (GO): protein binding
Source: RefSeq, a predicted model, not a curated record